Messenger RNA from Aspergillus caelatus, 1579 nucleotides. RefSeq names its product DUF3431 domain-containing protein. The coding region runs from base 129 to 1160 and encodes 343 amino acids. The record is from RefSeq and is a predicted model, not a curated record. Lineage: Eukaryota; Fungi; Ascomycota; Eurotiomycetes; Eurotiales; Aspergillaceae. The transcript has 2 exons.
AUUCCAGUAGCGCAACCAUGACCACUGCUCUAUCGACUUGAAUUAGAUUCAAUUGACGCUGUAAAUACGACCGAGUUUUUCGAUUUUCUGCACGAACCCAUCCGAGUUGUUACCCCAUCGUCAACACAAUGCUAUUCUGCGGCGGAGUCCAAGGUCCACGCCGUCGCAAUCGCGAAAAGGCCAUCCUGGUGACCAUUUUCAUCAUAGGCGCUUUGUACUUUCUGUUCUUCGCGAAGAAGUCUGAACACCGCAAAUUCGUAUCCCAUAAUUCAGUAUCUUAUGAAGGUUCACAGCGAAAUCCGCAUUCGGGACAAGUUUCCCCGUCGUCAGUGCCAAAGUCGCAGACUCUCCAGAAGGACCUGGUUGUUGCCAGUAUGAAGAGAGACGACGUCUCCUGGCUAUAUGAUAACUUUCCCGAAUGGCAUAAGAGUAUCUACGUGGUGGAUGAUAAGCAGGCGAAGUUGACAGUGGACUUGAACAAGGGCAGGGAAUCUAUGGUUUACUUGACAUAUAUCGUCGAUAACUACGACAACCUCCCCGACGCGAUGCUAUUCAUCCACUCGCAGAGAUACCAGUGGCACAAUGACGACCCCUACUACGACGGUGUCCCCAUGCUCCGCAAUUUCCAGCUCCCUUACCUCCUAAAGCAAGGAUACGUCAAUCUCCGCUGCGCCUGGGUUCUCGGAUGUCCGGUAGAGAUCCACCCGCUUACUGAUACACAUCGUGACGACGUCCAUGCAGGCGAGUACUUCAAGACUGGUUUCAUGGAGCUCUUCCCUGGUGUCGAGGUGCCGGAGGAAGUUGGAGUUUCAUGCUGUGCGCAAUUCGGUGUCACGCGAUCGAAGGUUCUUGAGCGGCCAAAGAGCGAUUAUGUACGGUUCAGGAAGUGGUUGGCUGAGACACCGCUGCAGGAUGACCUUAGUGGGCGCAUCAUGGAAUAUUCAUGGCACAUGAUCUUUGGAAAGGGCCCCGUUUACUGUCCCACUGCCGAAGAGUGCUACUGCAAGGUGUUCGGGUUGUGCGACCUAUCUUGUCCACACGAGGGAGACUGCGCUGGACGCUACGUGCUCCCUCCCUUUUCUUCACUCCCAGAGGGAUGGCCGUAUAAGGGUUGGAAGGGCCAGGACCAGGACCCCACCAAGGGUUUGCCUGAAGCUUGAUUGUUGCCAAGCUGAUGCAGCCAUGCCCAGUACGACGAACGCGGUAUUCUGUCAGGAAGCCGGAGACACAUCGACCCUACCGUACAACGCCCGCACCAGACCAUGCCUGCGUGUGCUUGAGCAUGCAAUAUGUCGCGUCCACAGCCGAUAUGGCCUGAUGGUAGUCGGUCAUUACCCGAGGCUUUGCCACCAGUCUGUAGACGGCUAUUUAAGACAUACAGAUGUCUGCUCCUACUCGGAUGUGCCGGAUGACUGGAGGCAUUGCAUGCUACGGCUACCACCAGGACCCAACCCACAGCGGUCGGAUGGCCUGAUCUGUCUGCCAGGCCUACACACUGCUACCGCCAUUCUGCAUAUCAUUUGGGUCUACGGUUCUAUUUCAUGAAAGUCAUGACAGAUUGAAUGCGGGUAUAUUAGAC